Culex quinquefasciatus (southern house mosquito) is the source of this 1313-nucleotide messenger RNA. Its product is annotated as astacin. Bases 356 to 1228 code for a protein of 290 amino acids. Lineage: Eukaryota; Metazoa; Arthropoda; Insecta; Diptera; Culicidae. Gene Ontology annotation, biological process: proteolysis. The record is from RefSeq and is a predicted model, not a curated record. Gene Ontology annotation, molecular function: zinc ion binding; metalloendopeptidase activity. The transcript has 5 exons.
UAAAGCAGAUGAAACUCAAAGGAUGAAAAGGUGACUUGUGAUAAAAAAUAAAAUAACGAAUAACCGCCAAUCCAAUCUUCAACAGUUUCACUUUCACAAAUUCCUCGUAUCCAAUGAAUCCAUCCAUCUGCAUUUUUCUUCCAAUUACUAAUAAUUAGUGAUCACAAAAGACACCAUUGAACGAAAUGUGGCGGAAGCUUUGACAUAUUUUUUACACAAAACAUUUUCAAAGGCCCUCAUUACUUUCUGUUUGCUCAAAAAAUUUCAACAUUCUUCUGUAAACCCAUAGAGGCGCUCAACUUGCUAUAAAAUGCUUCGAUAACUACUAUGACAAUCAUCAGUUCAACGAGUAAAGAUGCGACUGCUAGUGAUUGUAACCGUUCUAGUCGGGAUCUGCUGGGCUAAACGCGGCAAUUUUCGCGUCCCAAUCAAUCGCGGCCACAAACGUGGCGAUGCUAAUUUUGCAACCAAACCACGCCCGGAAGUUGGAAAGCGCCACCACAGCUACCGUCGUGGGGUCAACCGAUCUCAUCCCUUUGAGCUUGGAGUUGGUUAUUAUUACCAGUUUGACAUCAUGUUGAGACCAGAGGUUCACCGGAACGCAAUCCCUUUGGAAGACGACAUAAGGUGGCCUAACGCUGUUGUGCCAUACGUUAUCUCCUCAACUUUUUCGGCCGCCAACGUGUCCAUCAUCAAAUCGGCCAUGGACCAGUACGCCCAAACGACCUGCGUCCGAUUUGUGCCUCGUACUUCUGAAGCAGAGUACAUCACCAUUGGCAACGGCGCUUCCGGAUGUUGGUCCUACGUGGGAAGAAGUUUGGACAACCAGUACAACCAAGUUAAUCUGCAGAUCCCAAGCUGUAUCACUACGGGAACCGUCACCCACGAGCUGAUGCACGCCCUAGGCUUCUACCAUGAGUUCUCACGUCCGGAUCGUGACGAUUACGUUUCAAUUGACAUGGGAGCUUUAGCUCCAAAGUAUCAGACGACCGAGUUCUUCGAAGCAAACUUUGAAAAGCUGACACCCCAGCAGGCUGAGCUGUACGGUAUUCCGUACAAUUACGGUAGCGUGAUGCACUACUCCAAGUGGGGAGGUGCCGUUUCGUACAGCAGACCCGUUAUGAAAAACUUGAAACCAUGGGUUGGAGAUUUCGGCAACAAAAUCGGACUUGCAACAACAGAUGUCCAAGCUGUCAACUCUAUGUACUGCAAAAGCUCGGCGCUAUAAAACAUAUUCUUAGUUUUCAAUGAUGCUAUCCUCAUGCCUUGUCUCCAGCAACACCGAUUGGUUAAAAGAUUGGACAUAUUUGCUG